This is a messenger RNA of Condylura cristata (star-nosed mole), 5417 nucleotides long. It is a transcript of the gene DNAJC6, whose product is annotated as DnaJ (Hsp40) homolog, subfamily C, member 6. The record is from RefSeq and is a predicted model, not a curated record. Lineage: Eukaryota; Metazoa; Chordata; Mammalia; Eulipotyphla; Talpidae. Bases 292 to 3216 code for a protein of 974 amino acids. Gene Ontology annotation, cellular component: postsynaptic density; vesicle; cytoplasm. The transcript is spliced from 19 exons. Gene Ontology annotation, molecular function: phosphatase activity; clathrin binding. Gene Ontology annotation, biological process: dephosphorylation; synaptic vesicle uncoating; clathrin-dependent endocytosis.
CGGUGCCCUCCCCUCUUCCCUCCACUCCUCCCUCCUCCCUCCCUCCCUCCUUCGCGCCUGGUGCCCAGAGCCGCUCUCAGCCCAGGGCGGUGGCUUCAACACGCCCCGAAAAGCUGCUCUCGGUGGCCGCUCCCUCUUCCCUCCUCUUUGCGUCAUGUUGGGCACUUGAUAGUCCGCCCCCCCACUUUUUUUUUUUUUUUUUAAAUUAAAUUCGUGCUUUAGCCUUUCCCACCUUCCAUCUCUCCCUUCGUCUCCCAGGUUGAUUUUUUCCCCUUUUCUUUGGGCUUGCCCAUGAGCCUCCUCGGGAGCUACCGGAAAAAGGCCAGCAACGAUGGUUAUGAAUCCUUGCAGCUGGUGGACAGUAACGGGGACAUAAGUGCUGGGAGCGGCGGGGGUGGCGGCAAGCAGAGAGUCAAUGCCGGGGCGGCGGCGACGGCGGCAGCGCGGAGUCCCGCCCGGCAGCCUCUGGACCGCGCCAGCACCAUGGACAGCUCAGGUGCUUCAUCUCCAGACAUGGAGCCCAGCUAUGGAGGAGGUCUCUUUGACAUGGUGAAAGGAGGUGCAGGGAGGCUCUUUAGUAACCUCAAGGACAACUUGAAAGAUACUCUCAAAGACACAUCUUCUAGAGUUAUACAAUCUGUUACCAGCUACACGAAGGGGGAUUUAGACUUCACUUAUGUUACCUCCAGAAUUAUUGUGAUGUCCUUUCCUCUGGACAGUGUUGACAUAGGAUUCAGGAAUCAGGUUGAUGACAUUCGAAGCUUCUUGGAUUCCCGACAUCUUGACCACUACACAGUAUACAAUCUGUCACCCAAGUCUUAUAGAACUGCCAAGUUUCACAGCAGGGUCUCAGAAUGCAGUUGGCCCAUCAGGCAGGCCCCCAGUCUGCACAACCUUUUUGCUGUGUGUCGGAAUAUGUAUAACUGGCUACUACAGAAUCCCAAAAAUGUUUGUGUUGUCCACUGCUUGGAUGGACGGGCAGCAUCGUCAAUUCUGGUUGGUGCUAUGUUCAUUUUCUGUAAUCUCUACUCUACUCCUGGCCCAGCUAUUCGAUUACUAUAUGCAAAGCGACCAGGCAUUGGACUGUCACCAUCCCACAGGAGAUACCUAGGCUAUAUGUGUGACUUACUAGCGGACAAACCCUAUCGCCCUCACUUCAAGCCUCUCACCAUUAAGUCAAUCACUGUCAGUCCAAUCCCUUUUUUUAACAAACAGAGAAAUGGAUGUCGCCCUUACUGUGAUGUACUUAUUGGAGAAACAAAAAUAUACACAACAUGCACAGAUUUUGAGCGAAUGAAAGAAUAUCGUGUCCAAGAUGGAAAAAUCUUCAUUCCUUUGAACAUCACUGUGCAAGGAGAUGUGGUUGUUUCCAUGUAUCACUUGAGGUCAACCAUUGGGAGCCGGCUACAGGCUAAGGUGACCAACACUCAGAUAUUCCAGCUUCAGUUUCAUACUGGGUUCAUACCACUGGAGACAACAGUUUUGAAGUUCACCAAGCCAGAGUUGGAUGCAUGUGAUGUACCAGAAAAAUAUCCUCAGCUAUUUCAGGUCACUUUGGAUGUAGAACUACAGCCUCAUGAUAAAGUCAUAGACUUAACCCCACCCUGGGAACACUACUGCACAAAAGAUGUCAAUCCCAGCAUCCUCUUCUCUUCACACCAGGAACAUCAGGAUACUUUGGCCUUAGGAGGGCAGGCUCCAAUAGAUAUUCCUCCAGACAACCCCAGGCACUUUGGGCAAAGUGGUUUCUUUUCUUCUCUCUGUUGGCAAGACCAGAGAUCUGAGAAGUCAUUCUGUGAGGAGGAUCACGCUGCCCUAGUGAACCAGGAAAGCGAGCAGUCGGACGAUGAGCUUCUGACCCUUUCCAGUCCUCAUGGAAACGCCAGUGGUGACAAGCAUCAUGGAGCCAAGAAACCCAGCAAAAAGCAGCCGGAGCCAGCUCCCCCUCCACCCCCCGAGGAGGUGGACCUUCUGGGCCUAGAAGGUUCGGCAGUGAGUAAGAACUUCUCUCCACCGGCAGCUCCACCCUCCAAUUCUGAACUGCUGAGUGACCUGUUUGGGGGCGGAGGUGCAGCUGGCCCUGCCCAGGUUGGACAGUCGGGGGUGGAGGAUGUGUUCCAUCCAAGUGGGCCUGCAUCCACCCAGUCAACACCACGAAGGUCUGCCACCUCCACCUCUGCAUCUCCAACCCUAAGAGUGGGAGAAGGUGCCGCCUUUGACCCAUUUGGAGUACCAUCUAAACCUUCAGGGCAAGAUUUGCUGGGUUCUUUUCUAAACACAUCAAGUGCUUCCAGUGACCCCUUUCUUCAGCCAACGAGAAGUCCUUCACCUACAGUGCAUGCCUCCAGUACACCUGCUGUGAAUAUUCAGCCAGAUGUUUCAGGAGGUUGGGACUGGCAUGCUAAAUCAGGAGGCUUUGGAAUGGGAAGCAAGUCAGCUGCCACCAGCCCCACAGGAUCUUCACACGGCACUCCCACCCACCAGACCAAACCGCAGACUCUGGAUCCUUUUGCUGACCUUGGGACACUAGGUAGUUCUUCAUUUGCCAGCAAACCUACCACACCAACUGGAUUGGGUGGAGGAUUUCCACCUCUCAGCUCACCGCAGAAAGCAUCUCCCCAGCCUAUGGGUGGAGGGUGGCAACAGGGAGGUGGCUACAACUGGCAGCAGCCCCAGCCUAAACCCCAGCCCAACAUGCCACACUCCUCCCCGCAAAACCGACCCAAUUACAACGUGAGCUUCUCAUCCACGCCUGGGGGUCAGAGUGAACGUGGGAAAGGAUCCACGAACUUGGAAGGAAAACAAAAAGCAGCUGACUUUGAAGACCUACUUUCUAGUCAAGGUUUCAGUGCACACAAAGACAAAAAGGGACCCCGAACAAUAGCUGAGAUGAGAAAGGAGGAAAUGGCUAAGGAAAUGGAUCCUGAAAAAUUAAAGAUUCUGGAAUGGAUUGAAGGCAAAGAGAGAAAUAUCAGAGCACUUCUGUCCACGAUGCACACUGUGCUGUGGGAAGGGGAGACCAAGUGGAAACCAGUUGGCAUGGCAGACCUGGUGACACCAGAACAGGUGAAGAAGGUAUACAGGAGGGCUGUGUUGGUAGUGCAUCCAGAUAAAGCUACUGGGCAGCCCUAUGAACAAUAUGCAAAGAUGAUUUUCAUGGAGCUCAAUGAUGCCUGGUCUGAAUUUGAAAAUCAAGGCCAAAAGCCCUUAUAUUAAUGUAUGAGCUUUCCCAUCUCUGCUGCAGACCUGUGCUAACGCUUAGUGUGUGUCACAAUUCUGAGGUUGUCACAGAUGAACCAAAAACUCCAGUAACAUGUAUCCAGUACUAACCUGUUAAAUUACUUGUGAAUUAAUUCCUUAUUGAUAAGGAAUGUGGAUAUUUGUUUUCUCAGCCCCCACCAUAAAAGAUCCAAAGCAGGAGAGGAACUUAUAGUCAGAUGACCUUGCACAAUAUUCCAGCCUGCCCUUUGGGGAACCUACUCAGCAUUUUCUGGGGAAAUGGAAAAAUAGAGGCCACAGGAGGCAUAAUAUCCAUCUCAUUGUCUGAGGAUUAAUGAGCAAAAGUUAUGAUAAUAGGAUUACAUGAUGGAUUUUAACUAAUGGUUUUUAGAUUUUCUUGGAAAGAUGUAAUUUGAGUAACAGCUUUAUAUAGAUUCUAGCAACACAACCACCAUUUUUUUUUUAAUGGAAAUUUACUAUGGUCUUAGCAUAAUACUACAUUUCUUUUGGUCAAGAAGAGGAACAGCUGUAAAAGAACUUGACUUGUGUCUUCGAAGAUACUAUACUACAAUGUAAUAGCUUACCACCAACUCUUAUUGGAAAAAUUUAAAAAGUAGUGAAAAUGCUAAUAAGAGAAUAUAAGGUAUAACUAAGGAUAACAGGAAUCUUUAUUCCUAGUCAGAAAGUAGGGCUGCUACCAUACUCUCCCUUUAGAAAAUUGUGAUUUCUUAAAGGAAAUGUUUUUAAUACCAUAACAAUGCUAAACCUGGACUUGAAAGAAACUUUAAUUUUGUUAUGAGGCUUAAUGCUCUUCCUUUUCCUUAGCCAAAAAAGUGUUCUUAGCUGGAAAUAGGUUGUAAUGUGGUUUGGUAGGACUGCUACAUAAUAUGGACUCUAGAUUUGUGUAGCGUCCUCUAGAUUUGUGAGCAGUUGUGGUCAGAGAAGAGAAGAUAGCCCUGAACACUUGUCACCAGCCUGGUAUAGUCACGGUGAGAGUGCUGUGCUCACUGCAGACUGGGUCAGAUGGCUUGGUGGGAUUUGCUUUGAGGGACCAGGUUCCCCUCCCUACCUGGUGAAAGUGGUCUUUUUGGAUUAUUACUUGGGGGCUAUUGCUUUAAAUGUAGGUGGGGGUCCACAGGAAUAGCACUGAUACAGGGAUGUCUAUGAAAGCAAAGCAAGGAUGAAACCUUGGCAGACCUUGUAAUGAUUAGAUUUCAGUCCAGUGUUUUGGCAGUUUCUCACUUUGAAGGAUGAGCAGCUUUUACCCUGUGACCAGUGGACCCCUUUCGGCACAACCGCAGUGUGCCCAGAGUAUAUAGAUAAGGCAGAGGGGCACAGUGAUUUCCACACUAGUCUUAAAAGGGUUCAUGCUCAAUAUUGUGUAAAGCUUUCAAAAGUUGUUUUUAGAAGACAAUCACUUUUGUUUGUAUUUUUUUUGUGUGUGUGUGUGGUAAACUGUACCAGAAAAGCAGCAUGUCAAAAAUACUUUUUUUUCUGUAUAGAACUCGCUUCCAUUUGUUUUUGAUUAUAAAGAUUCAUCAUUUAUUUUACCUUUUACUGACAAUGUAAAACUCGAAGAAAAUGUUUUCUUUUGAAAUAUACAGCUGCAAACUGUUCAAGGUAACCAUAACAAACUAGCUGUUAUUUAUUAACAUAUUAUAAAAUAAUGUUUGAUCCAGUAUGUGCUUGUCUUAUUUAAAAUUGGAAUGUGAGACAUGUUGCUGUGACCUGUUUUUUCUCAUUCAUUCACAUUUGUAGAUAUUGUGUGAACUACAGUAUAUAAUGAUAAUAAUUAUAAAAGGCUAUUAUGUGAAUGUCACGUACAUUUUGAAAUGAUAGAACUAUAUUAGCUUUGUAUCAUGUUUGGAUAAUUCAUAAAUAUUCACAGUUUAAAAGAUCGUUAAACAUAUAAUUAACAGUGAGAAAGAAUCUUACCUAACUUAAAUUUGGGAAUUCCCCCUCCUCUAUUCCGGAUACAUUAAAAUUCUGGACCCCUAUUUAUCUCAAAACUCAACAUGUGCAGACCAACAGGGUUUUGCAUUCCUUUAAAAUAUCUGGUUGUGACAGAGCUUGUUGUUGAUCAGAUUCACUGUUUCAUUCAUAUUUAUUGUAAUAUAUUUUUUGUUUUGUAAAUAUGUUACACACAAAAUGUGAUUGGUCUAAACUAUUUGUAAUGUAUAUUAAAAGGCUCAAAAAUA